UUCUCUCAUUUUCACAGGCUGGAAAUUCCUUCUGUUAUCGAAGUGAAUCUUGGCGAAAGAGCCUGUGAACGAGUCAGUUGUGAUGUCGGAGUAUAAUCCUUCUUCGGGUACGCCCGGAGAAAGGCGUACCUCUUCUAUAACAAGCCGUAGAGGAAACCUCAACCGUGCUGACUCUCCAUUCCCAUUGAACGUCUUCGGAUCGUCGGCGAUUCCAGAACGGCGUGCAUCCUCUAUUACGAGUCGAAGGGGUGUUAACAGGCCUGAUACCCCCCAUCCUCCCCGUCCAACUCCUUCGUCUCGCAUUGGUCGAUUACUGGACGAACUGGAUCAAUACGAAAAUUUCCGGGUUUAUGCCGUCGGCCAUGGCCCUAAUUCGAAUAGUAGUAACGGGGAUGGGAUCGUUGAUGACGUUAGCGAGAUUUUCGAUGAGCAAUUGAGUCGUAAUUUCUUAGCGGCGGUGAGAAAUGCGUUGUCGAACAUAUUUCAAGAUUCUAGUAGCGAUCCCAUAGCACAGAUGGUCGAAGUUGCAUUGCGAUUGCAAACCGCCGACGAUGCAAGCGCGGAUUCUGCGGAGGGACCUACCAUUCUGAACAUCGCUGUCAGCCCCUCGAAUUCAAGCUCAGCAGCCACGCAAACUCGUGCAGCUGGCGGACAGUCAUCCUCGAACAAUCCGCAGAUACCUAUCUUCAGAUUUCAAGGACUAGGAGUGCAACGACAGUAUCGGGACUUAGUCCAUUGGCGAGCUUGGUUUGAUGUUCUGAGAGACAGAGCCUGGAGAAAGCAGCAGGAAACGGGGCAUUGUUCGAAGGAUUCCGACUGCCCCAUCUGCCUUGAAUCCUUGAAAUUCUCCAUAAAGCUCAAGCCGAUAACCUGUAUGCACGUGUUCCAUGCCGAUUGCAUCGAAUCCUGGAUCAGAAAAAAUCCUCAAUUUCCCCGAGCUCGAUGUCCAGUUUGCCGCGGGGAUUUCAUGAACAAGAGAAGCCUGGAUCGCGAAAAGAAGCGCAAAGACGGAAAAGGCGGUGGUGGUGGCGGAUCAGGAAUUCCGAACGGUCAUCCAACUGUCCGCCUCAUUCCGUUGUCCUUUCCACUGAAUAUGCGCCCAGCGCUCAUUCGUUUUUGUGCGAAGCAAGUGCCGUUUCGUGGAAUAUGUUCAUCGUCUCAUGAAGUUAAAAGGUGGUCUAGUCCCGAAGCACUAAUCGACAAUUCUGUGGAAAAUGCGGGACAUCCGUUACCGGAAACGCAUCCACAUCUUUUGUCUUACGGCGAUGUUCUGCCCGGCCUUCAUCUGAAUGAGUUUCGUUCGCGAAGAGAGAAGCUAUGUGAAGCCAUAUCGCGUGCAGUGCCUUCCGACGAACAUUUGGUGCUUGUUUCUGGAUCCAAGAAGAAAUUUUCCUCAGAGAAAAUCCCAUACGUGUUUCGACAAUCGACGGAUUUUCUUUAUCUAACGGGAAACCUGGAACCGGAAAGCGUGCUCUGCUUAAACAUAGACAAAACCGGUUCCAGAUCCCGUUCAACUUUGUUUGUUGCUGAAAAGGACAGAGCUGUUGAAAGAUGGGAAGGACCUCGACUCGGUACUGAGAAAUCGGCGGAAAUCUUCGGUGUUGAUGAAGCGUUGCCGAAGUCCGAAAUUGGAAAUUUCAUAAAAGCUUCACUGCGGAAUAGGAAGGAGGUUGCAGUGUGGUAUGACAAUGAACUUGUCGCAAAUGAAGCUGUUCAUACUUGCAUGAACUCCGAUUUGCUUUGUGACCGACGUGUGGAAUCACCAACGCGACUAAUUCACCGACUUCGACUUUUCAAGUCUGAAGCAGAAGUGAAAUUGCUUCGAAAGAGCUGUGAUUCCUCUUCGGAAGCUUUUGUUGAUGUAAUGCGAUUCACACGGCCGGAAAUGAGUGAAGCGGAAUUAUGGGCUCGGAUGGAGUACGCCGUACGGAUGCGAGGAGCUGACUAUUUGGCGUACCCACCUGUCAUUGCUGGUGGUCCUCGCGCGUGUACGAUUCACUAUAUUAAUAACAAUCAGCUGCUGCGAAAAGGUGACCUGGUUUUGAUGGACGCUGGAGGAUAUAUGCAUGGCUACUGCAGUGAUAUCACUAGGACAUGGCCGAUCUCUGGGCGUUUCAGCUCGCAUCAACGGGAGCUUUACGAACUUGUCUUGAAGGUUCAGACGGAUAUACUAAAGUUGGCCGCAGACCAUCUUCCUCUCGAUGCUUUGUUUCGGAAGAUGUGUACUCUUCUUGGGACUGAACUGCAGCAUCUUGGGAUUUUGCCCAAGUCACUUACUGAGGCAGAAGCUUCCCAACGGGCUUACUCACUUUGUCCACACCAUGUGAGCCAUUACCUGGGAAUGGAUGUUCACGAUACCUCUCAGAUUCCGCGGAGUAUUGCGACUGAACCUGGUAUGGUGAUAACAGUGGAGCCAGGGAUUUACAUUGAUUCGUGCAAUGAGGAAGUUCCCGCGGAAUUUCGCGGUAUGGGAAUCCGGAUUGAGGACGACGUUCUCAUCACGGAAAGUGGGAUAUCGGUUCUCUCAGCUAAAUGCCCGAAGAGCGUCGAAGAUGUGGAGAAGGCUUGUGAAGGAUUCAUGUCCUGA
This is a messenger RNA of Notodromas monacha, 2587 nucleotides long. NCBI's taxonomy places the organism in Eukaryota, Metazoa, Arthropoda, Ostracoda, Podocopida, Cyprididae. The record is from the annotation of a GenBank genome assembly.